AGCUACUCACACUUGACGCCCUAUGCGAACUAUUACUACCCGUACCCGACUAAACAAUUGGAAAAUUGUUUCCAUCUAAUCAUUCAUAUUCUUCCUUCCUUAUUAUACUUACUUGCUAGCUUCUGAUCCUUCUGCUAGUAGAUCUACGUGGUAGUCCUGCUACGCGACGACCCACAUUUCUUCUAUAAACAGGCGAGCUUUUAUUUGUUGCAAAAGCAAAAAGCUUGUUUGCAUCAGUAUCAGAUUUACCUUUUUUUUAUCUAGAAGCCAGCAAUUCCAAUUCUGCACCCUUUGAAAUAAUUCUGACAUCGUUUGUGCGUACUGUCAACGGUGAUGUGAAGCACCGUUGUAAUUGCAUUUUUGAACAAAUAUCCAACUACCUUUUGAGACGCCUCAACGCGAUAGCACGACACCAUGUUGUUGAUCCCUUAUUUUCGGUUUCUGUUCGUCUUCUUGGCGACAGGGUUGUUUUCCACUUGCGUGGAAGCCCAGAAGCAAGCGUACGACAAGGGCCGGUCGGCGCUGCGAUCGGCGAACCACGAAAAGUUCAAGCGGGUGGUGGUAGCAUACGAGAAACCGGGGCUGACACGGGCAGAAAUCGAGCAGAUUCGCACCGAAAAUCGCGGGAUCAAGGCGAUUAAGGUGCUGCCGAAAACCCGGACCAUCGUGGCGCUAUGCGAGUCCUUCCAGGACCAGGAGAGGGCCAUCGAGCAGUUUUACGCCUUUGGGGCAGUGAAAGCAGCCAUGAAAGACGUGCUGGUGCGGAGUACCGGGGCGAAGGUAGUAAAAAUGAUAUUGAUGAUGUUAUUGCGUAUAUCAUAUGAUUUGUGCAAAUGAAACGAGCAGGGGCACACGACUAAAAUCUUCGCACGCAGCGCUACCACUUCACAUUCACUUUCUCCCUUAUUUGUGGCAGAUUCGAUUCCGCCCACCUGUGUCUUGUACGAUCAUUCGGUAAAACAAAAAAAAAACUACUCACCAUCCACUUACAGCGUCUCCGCGGUGUUGCUCUGGAAGAGAAAACCAAGCGUCUGCUGUACGAGCAGCGGUUUCCCAGCGACCCGUAUUUCGACCAGCAGUGGUCACUGCACUCCUCCAACGACCGGGAUACCGACGCGCCGGAGGGGUGGGGCCUGUACCAGAGCGAAAACAACGGGAAUUUCGGCACCGCGGGCGAUCCGGUGGUGGUCGCGGUGAUCGACACGGGCAUUGAUUACACCCACGUUGAUUUAGCUACCAGAAUGUGGCGGAACCCACGGGAGAUCCCGGGGAACGGCAUUGACGACGACGGGAACGGGUAUGUCGACGACAUUUAUGGGGUUGACAUGUUCAACAACGAUGGGGAUCCCAUGGACGACGAGUCUCACGGGACUCAUUGCGCCGGUAUGAAGAAAAUUUUUUGCGUCUUUGUAGCUAUGGUGUGGUUGCUCUUGCGUCUACAUUUGGGGCUCUUUCAGUCAACAAACAAUUCUUUUUUAGGCAGAAAAAAAUUGCUUAAGAAGAUAAGACGUUCUCAGCACUGCUGAAGCUUAAGAAGAAAGGGGCGUGCACGCUCCGGCCUUCAGUUUGCUCCGCCUUUAUCUUUUUGAAAUCGCUUUACUAUAAUCCUCCUUUUUGCUUGCUUCCUGUUCCCCGGGCCCAACUGGCACCAAGCAGGUUUUUUCUCUCCUAGGGUUAGGCUUAGUUAGGCCGCCACCGCCGCCGGCACGGGAUGGCUGCCGACGCGACCGUCUCACCUUCGAUCCAGCCACCACCCUCAUCUGCUGCUCAAGAUCGAUCCAGAAAGGGUUUAGUUUAGGUUUCAGGGUUUAGGAAGCAAUUUUAGGCAGAAAAAAAUUAUAUGACGUCACUACCUAGUAUGACUACGUAUCGUUUUUGAUCCACCUCGUUCAUGUUUUUACACGAGCACUCUGCAUAUGGUGAGAGCAUGAAAUCCAAAUUGCAAUUUUUUUUUCAGGUAUCAUCGGUGCCAAGGCUUCGAACGACCGCGGGAUUGCCGGCGUCGCGGCCUUUGCUUCCAACGUGCAACUCAUGGGUAUCAAGUUCCUGGAUUUUGAGGGCUACGGAACGCUUUCCGACGGGAUCCAGGGCAUCGAGUACGCGAUUAACAACGGCGCGAAGAUCUCCUCGAAUUCCUGGGGUGCCGACUCCGCGGGGUUCGUCGUGUGGAUGGCGUUUGCGAACAUGCUGGACGCGGCAAAGGAGACGGGCCAUUUGUUCAUCGGCGCGAGCGGCAACAGCGGGUGGGAUUUGGACGGUACGAGCAACAUUCCCUGCUCUUUGCCGAACGAGAAUUUGAUUUGCGUCGCGGCGUCGACUUCCCAGGAUACCAUGGCGAGCUUCAGCAACUACGGUACCAUGCAGGUGGAUGUCGCGGCGCCCGGCACGAGCAUUCUCUCCACGACGCCCAACAACAACUACAUGUUUUUUUCCGGCACCAGCAUGGCGGCGCCCUUCGUCGCCGGGCAGGCCGCCCUGCUGUGGUCGUUUCGCCCGGAACUGACUUUCGCGCAAGUGAAACGGCUGAUCGAGCAGUCGGUGGACAAAAGUGGUGCUUUCAACAGUAUUGUUUCCGGGGGACGGAUCAACAUCGAGAAAAUGUUGGUACAGGCCAGGGAAGAAUUCCAGCAGAAAUUUCCGCCGGUUAGCUUGCCAAAUUUCUUGGAAUUCACGGACACGGACCCCCGGGUGGGCCACAUCGCCGGCGUCGCGAAAGUCCGGUUUGACACCAGUUUACCAAAUCUAAUUGAUGGAAAAGUCGAAGAUUUGCACUUCUACUUCUCGAGGACUGACGGAAGCUUGUUCCGGCCGAAGUUGGACACGACGGCAUAUAGUGUGAACGCCGCGGACACGUACGAAGCCACUGUCACCUUGUCCCCUUCUCUCGUCCCCAGAGAGGUGACCUCUUUGAUCGCGUUUGCGGCUAAUUCCACGGGCGAGAAUCCGCAGUCGAGCGCGAACAUUCCCUUGCAGGAUGUCGGCAUUCCGCAGCACAUCGCGAAGAAUUUUCGGCUCACCCCGGACUUGCACACGACGGCCGGGAAGGUGUCCUGCGAGGGGCUGUUUGAGGCCGCAGAAACCGAAUUUGACAUCACGGAGUAUCGCUUGUACCAGUACGAAUCUUCUGCCGCAGGACAGCAAGAGAAGGACAAGAAACGGGAUUUUGUCACGUCUUUACCGGCGAAAGGGUUUUUCCCGCCGCAGUGUCAGGGCGACGCGUGUAGUGACAUCCGUGUGGAGAAAGUUACGGACACCGACCCGAAUGCGCCAGCCGGGAAGACGUUCGGCUACAGGGUGAAGCUACGACCAAGCUCCGGUAGUUACGAAGUGGAUAAAUACGCGACGAUCACGGUGGUCGGCCCGGCGGAGAUCACGUUUCAGUUUUUGGAUGUGGAAGAAGGCUACGACUACUUGGAAUUUUCCACCGCGGGAGUCGUUGUCACGGGCAGCGGGAAACUGCCGAAUCCGAUCGCGAUCCCCCCCGGGCAGCACUCGAUUAAAUGGGAGUCAGAUGAGUCGAUCACGGGGGAAGGGUGGGAAUUUCUGAUCAAAACCGAUUUGUCCUACACCUUCCCCAUCGAGAUCGAGAGUCUCACCUCGGAUAGAAUCGACAGCCUGUACUUGGUCGCUGCCUACAACGGCAACGAAGCGGACGUGGGGGUCAUCGCGGCGCUAGUUGACGACAAAUCUGGCGGGAACGCCGGUGGCGGCAAACCGCCGGACUCGUGGCCCGAGUACGUGAUUUUUGCGGAUAAAAAUCCGGAAUUGGCGCUGUUUUCCGGCGAUGUUGAGAUCAAAUUCGACGUAGCGACCGACCCGUCCGUCACGAGGUUCAAAGCGGUCAUCGUGCGCAAGGAGCUGGAGCCGGGCGUCGCGGUUUCGGCAUUUGAUAUCCAAGCGAACAUCAGAUCCAGCCCCUUCCCGGAAACGGAAGUGCAAGAUUUGGGAGAAACGACCGCCACGACCGGCGCGAAUAAAAUCUCCAUCAAUAACGUCGAUUUCCGGAACGAAAACACCAACAACCUUUGGAUUAAAGUGACCAACGGCAACGAGUUUGCGUUCUCGACGCACGGGUUUUACUUGCCGCUGAACGACGUGCACGCCUUACCGCUCCUGACGGCGAAGUUCCAGGGGGACCUCGAUUCUGAUAUUGGCGAAGUCAGCGGGGAUGUGUCUAUGGCGCCUCCGAACUACGCGAUGGGGUUGACGGGUUUCAAAGCGUAUUUUGCGACCGCCGCGGCUGGGGCGACAACCGAUGAGCUUUUCAGCCGUAUCAACCUCCCGAUCGUGUGUCCGCCGCAACUGUCCAAUGCGGACCAGAAACUCGACCCGCUGAACCAAUUUGCGAAGAUGCCGUGCGCGACCCCCUGGGGACCCCGGUGCCUCGGCGUGAGUUGCAGAGACAUCCAGAUUGUGCAGGACGGGGAGACAUUUUUGGUUUCCCGGUCCGCCGCUGGGGAGUACGGAAACAACGAAGAAGCUAAGAUCUACUUCGCGUACGGGGGGGAGUUGGAGGUGAUUGCGAUGGACGUGGAGUUGAUGUUCGACACGUUGCUCGCGAAGUGGCGAGGCUUUUCCGGCGGCGCGGGGGCGAACCCGACGCCCGGAUUGGACUUAGCUUACUUAGACGUCGGCGAUAAGCUCGAAGUCGACGGGGGAACACGCGAAUCCUACCUGCACUGGAAGACCGACGCGACGCUCGGGAAGUCGGGGUGGGCUCUCCGGUACCGACCGGCCUACCCGAAAGUGACGAUCCCGAUGGACACGAAGAUGCCGGUGGGGGCGACAGGGCUCAGGAUCGUCCCGGUGUACCACGGCUAUGGGGAAAAUCUCGGCAAUGCGCCCGCAGUUCCUGCCAGCGAUGAGCACCAACAGGGCGAUCAAGUUGCAGCUGCGUAUGACAGUACUUCUAGCACAACCACGAUGAAUAAUUAUCUCCAGCAAGACAGCAAAAACGAGUUUGAGGGCGGGAUCGCCAGUCACUACUUCACGGCGGUGGACGAUUGGGUGCGGUCCGAAGCGACCUGCUUCCCGGACCGAAUCCGCUGCCCCAUCCCCGCGGCCUGGGCUGCCUUCCCCUAUGUGCCGCCGAAACCGCAAGACAGCGCGAACGACUGUGAGAUGAAGCAGGAGGACGGUGGCAUUGGGGCUUACUUCGAGUUCCCAAAGGGGCAGUGCGGCGCGACGCGGACGUUUGACGUGGCCAGAGGCUUGGUGGUCGACAGUGUGUUGCUAGUCGCCAACGCCGUGGACACCAUCGACCCGGUGGAGGUCGAGGAGCAGAGCCACGAAUUCUCGACGGUGUUGGAGUUUUUAGACGAGCAACCAAAGCAACCCGCCGAGCUCCCGCCCGAUAUCACGUGCACCUGCGAGGGGCCGUUGACCGCGUCCGCGACGCUUGGGGUCUCGAUCGAGGAGGCCACGGCGCCCCCGCCGGUCCAGGCGGCGGCGAUCGAUUUGGUGGGCAGAUCGGAGAUGCGGGCGUCGAUGCGACUGUUUCAAGACCCGUCCUUUGUGCAGAGUCUGGAUUCGGGGGACUGGGUUCCGCAGGCGACGGAACUGUUCUACAUCGAGGCCGGCGUGGAGUACGUGGGGAACCACAUCUCGGUGCGCUCCUGUCGCGCGGCCAGAACGGCUGCGGCGUUGAUGGAUACACCAGGAACGACCCCACCACCAACAACUCCAAAUGACGAGCCGGUCACCAUUUUGGACAACUACUGCCCAGUGGAGGUGUUCAACGUGAAAUACCACGCUACGCCGACUGGAAUUACCCACUUGGACAGGCUCACAUUCCGGAAGUUUCGCUUCAAGGGGCAGAAUGAAGUUUUUCUGCAGUGCGAGGUGGAAGCGUGUGAAGCGAAGCCCUGUGGCGCGUGCGGGUCUGCGACGCCGAUAGUACAAGAGCCGGCAACAUCAAAUGAUCCACCAGCGAUGAGGACGCGUUUCAGGCGGUUCUUGGGUUUCUUGGCCGGGAACAAGGAUGAAGUAGCAGCAGAAAUAAAACCGAAAGAACUACACCGUUCCCUAACCGGGGCAGGUAGAACUUCUGUUGCGAGAACCGUUCCGUUUAUCGUGAAGAUCACUCCGGACGACAAUAUCGCCAUGAACUACGAGAACGAGAAAAAUCAGCCAGACUGGUUGAACCAACAAGCUGGUCAACAGCAGCAAAACCCGCCAGCGCUUCCGAAGUUAGAAGCCACCUGGACCGCGCCUGCCGAUCCGGAGCUGGACAACAUUAACCAGCCCGGUGAAGAGCCGACGCACGACGUGAUGAGUUCCCGCAUGACGCUGACCGGGUUGGACCCGGCCUGGGCGGCGAAAAAUGUCCGGUCUUUGGAGGACACGUUGAAGCGAACUUUAGAUCUGAAGGAGGGGGAGAAGGUGCGGGUGAAGUCCGUGGGGCGGGAGCAAGUAUCGUCGACGAUAUCUUCUAGUAGUACCAGACAGCUGCUCGUUAGUGGUGCCCCGCGUAGACUGGCUACGCCGACUGGCGGAGCGGCUGCAAAAACAAAUACAGGAAGCAGCACAACUUCGAGGACUGAAGAGGUUGUUUACCAGGACUUGAACACCUUAAUCGCUAACAUGCAGCCGAACGACAAGAAUCUCGGUCCCGCGACACCUGUUGAUGAAAACAACCGCCCGAACUGGUUUGUGAAUUUAGUCGAAACGGAGAAGCAACUGCGGGAAGACCAGGGCGCGAAGACGGGCGGUAUCGUGGUCACGAGUAAACCGGGCGUCAAGCCGGUUGAAGAUACUGUGGGCGCGAAUGCCGAAUUGGCCGCACCAACUGCAGGAGCUGCCGCAGCUACGGCUGCUGUUACUGCGCCGGGAGGAGCUGCUGCUGUUGAGAGCAAUUUGGCCAAACCGCCUAAUCCUGGGACGGAGCAAGGGGAGGUUGUCGGCGGCGCGCCUUCCCCGAGCCUCUUGUCGCGAGGAAAUGGCAACGCCGUUGCACCACCAGCUUCUUCGUCGCCCUCCGCUCCGCCCGUUGAGGAGCACCAGGUCGGGAUUGGGAUGGGCGCUGCGUCAACAGCGCCGAAAGUAGAGCCAAGCCUGGUCGUCAACAGCAAUAAACCAAAUAAUCGCCCACCACUUGCGACCUGGGCCCCAAAAAGCGUGCUCUUCGACACUUUGGACGAUUACCAAAAAGCGAUGCAGCAGUCCGCGGGACAGAAGCCGCCAGCGGAUAGCGAGCCGCAGAGACCCUCCUGGUUCACCAAUUUGGUGUCCACGGAAAAACAACUCCGGAAGGAAGAGGGGGGAAACCUGCGGGGAAUCAUCGUGACCGAUCCGCCUGCUGUUGCUGGGGCGCAUGACGAGAAUAGAAGAUUGUUGAUGUCGGCACAUCAGUUGGAGUUGUCUGCGAAAGCAACACACUUAUCUACUCGCCGUGCAAACAGACACAACAGAUCCGGCGUCGUCCAAAAAUCCCCAACUGCAGUUGCCCUGAAACGCCACUUGUUGACGGAGAAUCGCAACAAGGCGCAAGCCCUCGUUGCCAGAAUUAUCUCUAGUCAGCAAGUGGAAAAUCAAAAUGCAAACUCGCGCCGGCACAUGCAAAGCCAGGGCUCUUUGGAGCAGGUCAGCAUCGACUUCGAGGUGUAUUUGCUGAAGUCGUCCGCGACUCCAUCGGGCAGUGGGGCCGCGUCAACUUCAGCUACCUCUUCCAGCAAUCGUGGUGCUUUGUUAGAAACGAAGAUGUCGCUGCUGGCCUCCGGUGGCCCGACGAUCACGAGCACGUUCGUCCAGACUUUGGACGAGGAGCUCACUUCUCGCGGGGAGACCCCAGUCCGGCUAGAACCAGCACGGAUCGUGUUCCGCGAGCCAGUCCGGAUGACGGGGGACAUGACCUUUGGGGCGACACCGAGCGAAAUUCAGCAGUUGCAAAAUGCGCAAAUAAUUGCGGCGAGUGGCACUGCGACAACGGGUAGUUCCUCCGAAGAGGAAUCUUCGUCGGGCGGGGGCGCGAAGUCCAGCAUUUUCGGCUUCAUCGACGACAUCACAGCGUUCAUCAUCAUGGGCGCAGUCGCGGGCGCGUUCGCAAUUCUCUUCGUCUUCGCGGUUUGCUACAGAAAAGGGCCGUCUUCUGGCGUCAGUACGGAAAUAGCGAAAGAUGACGCUGAAAAUCAAACCCCAUCGAAACCGCAGAAAGGUCGUGGCAUGGUUGCGCCAGAGUUGGCGAAGAAUCUGCAAGAGAAACUCCGGAAGCACUCGGUCGUGAGUUCGGCUGGUGAUGCCAGUACCAAAGCCGCGUCUAGUGUCGACGAUGGGACGAGCACGGAGUCAAUUCCUACGACGCCGGGAACUUCCAAGGAAAAGCAAAAAGCUUCUAGUUCCUCUAUUUCAAAGCGAUCUGCAAAUAAAAUCGCGAAGGACCUCAAUGUGAACUUAACGAGGCUGAAGUUUGAGGAGGACGAAAACUUCAGUAAUAAACCGCUGAACCCCACCACCGCGUUACCAGGCGUCUCCCCGAAGGUGAAACUCACGUUAACCAACGAAUCUGGUGCGCAUCUGGUCAUCGAAUCAGACGAAAUCGACGAAACCCUGCAGUCGAAGGAGUUGCAGAGGGUCGUGCGGAGGUUUUCGAGUAACACGGUCCCGGGUUUAGUACCAAACAGCCGGGGUUUGAAAAGGAGUUUAACAGGGUCCUCGUCCGGAAGAACCGUUAGCCCUGGGGAUGUCGAAUUCUCGGGAGACGAUGGCACCGCGUCGGUUGCGUCAAAGCAAACCUUCGCUUCUGCGGUGUCCACCUCGACAAAUCGCAGAGCACAAAUGAAGUCGCUGGGAAAGAUCAGCGACUACGCGCCGACAAGUUUGAGCUCCUUCAACACGAAUAAAACUUCGCCCGGGGGGAAGAAAAAGUCAUCAUCUACUACGGGCUCGACCUCAAGCAGGAAAAUCUCUUCGGCGGUAAGUUCCUCUCCAACGAAUUAUGCAGGUGGUGGUAAUCAGUCCACGAGAACGCCGACCUCAAAUUCCUCGAACGAGUCGUCGACCAGAUAUGGCGGGAAGCGAUGAGUAUGCUGAUGCCGUGCAGGCAAUUGUAUUGGAGCUUCGACUUUUCAUCUGAAACAAACAACCAAAACCAUACUCAAACUAAUGCAUCUACCCGACGCUGAAAGAAGCGUUAGGAGUCAUCCCAGCAGUCCUUUGAGAACCUCAUGCUGAACCAAGCAUCGGUGGUCGAGCAUGCCUGUACAUCCAUUCUUGGCUUUUUCAAGACAUAAGACAUGCUUCGUCGAUUGUAAAACUUCUUACUGGGCCCGAUAAACGAAGAAUGAUCCCCAUGUUACCCACCACGACUCUGCUAAAGCAACUCUUCUGAAAUAAGCAACGACGGAAAUAUUAAUGGUUGCAUGCGUGAUGUGCAUGCCAGAGCUUUUGAUCUUCUUCUUUCCCCAAACGAAGAACUUCCGGAACUCUUCAUAUGAGCAACCUAAAGGAGAAGUAGAGCCGGGAUUUCAUCUUGCCAAUGGUUUUCCUACGUGUGGCCAUGGUCUAAGUACUUCUUACAGUUGUUUUCUCCACUACACAACCUUUUCUCCAAAAAUUCCGCCUUUUCGGUGACUAGUUUUAUCAGUCCGAAGCUUGUCAGUACAGUUGUUGAAAAACAAAAAUGUCUACAGCUCCGUAGUACAAAAAGAAAACUUGUCUUUCUAGCAUUAGAGCUUGCUAUUGUACCAUAAUUUUCGUCUGAAUGAGUUCUUGAAGAUCUUCCUCUUCCGAACAGGUGGAGGAAGAUGCUAUUUGAUCUAUCUGAGUCAGUGUCAGAUAACCUGCCAACAUAACGGUAAUUACUUGUACAAGACUUUCGUGAGAUAUCGAACUGAGUACUUUGAUAGGAAGAAUGAAUAGCUUGCUUCUUGUAGUCCAUCUUGUCGCCCACCAGCAUGGUAGAACUUGAACUAUUAUUUUCCACGCGUGUUCUGCAAAAGAAAGUGGAAGAGGAGCAGACGCAGACCAAGAUCAUUGUCGGUUACCGCUCUCACAAGCAGUCUCGCGCAGUAAAAGCGGGGCGCCCUUCUAGGUCCUACGCAAAGGUCUCGGGGUCUAUAAUGGCCAGACAAAAUUUUCUUAAGUGAGUUGGGGUUGGCACAUUGUCACCAGCAUCGUGAAUGGGCUCGGCGGGAUUGAAAAAGAAAAACAUCGUCAUGACCACUUUCGCCCGCCUGCACCUUACAGAAAAAGGAUGAGCCCACGUGGACCCCUGGUAGUUCUAGUAAGCAUGUCCCUCUCUUUUGUUCUUGAUAGAACCGUUCUCAUCUGAGGCAGUACUUAACAGUAUCGAAACGACCAGUUUUUUAUUUUUCCUUUGUUGGUGGAGACCACGACUUUACAACAUUAAAGAUAGUUAGAGCACAGCUGCUACAGCUUCACCCAUCGCGCAGCGUGCGAGGAACUUUUUCAUGGGCUGUCUUGCAGCAAAGCCGCAACAAGGUGACGAAGGUAGUCCUUCUGCCACAACUGGUGCCGCGCCCCUCGUGACCGCGCCGCCCGGUCCAGCUGCCGCAACGUAUUCGUAUUCGCAGCAGCAACAGGAUGCGACGGUAAAAAUCCAGGCGCGCGCAAGAGGUGUGCAGGCGAGAAGGCAAGCCGCGCGGGAAAAGGGAAGGCGAGCUGCGGCGGAGAACAGACAGAGAGGAAAUGCUGAAGCUUUUGUCACCAACUUUCUGUAGAUGACGGAUCAGAUGACGAAGUAGAUUAACUAUACAACAAAGAGAACAUCAGAUGUAAAAGAGAGGUGCUGAAUGCGAUGAAUGGAACAGAGAACGAGAAGAUCUGUUUCACGACUGCUGCUAGCGAUUACAUCUUCACGUUGGCGAUGCAGAUCCUGCUCCCUAUGUCGUACAUUUUCAACUGAGGCGUUCUUGCGGAUCUUCUACUUCUUCAACAAGAAAACCAGCACAGUUCAAUAUCAUUGUUCCGCCAUGAUGUUGAUGCAUUACUAGCGAAUCUGCGUCCGCCGUAUGAUCCACUACGGAAAACAAGAUCCACCUGGUUACGUUCUUUCUGUUCCAGCGCGGUGAGAUCUGAUGCAGUUAAGUAGUUGUCAUGAUUGUCGAACAGC
This is a messenger RNA of Amoebophrya sp. A120, 11068 nucleotides long. Lineage: Eukaryota; Dinophyceae; Syndiniales; Amoebophryaceae. The record is from the annotation of a GenBank genome assembly.